GCUCUUUGCAAUAAAUCUUGCUACUGCUCACUCUUUGGGUCCACACUGCCUUUAUGAGCUGUAACACUCACCAUGAAGGUCUGCAGCUUCACUCCUGAAGCCAGCGAGACCACGAACCCACCAGGAGGAACAACUCCAGACAUGCCGACUUAAGAACUGUAACACUCACCACGAAGGUCCGCAGCUUCACUCCUGAGCCAGCCAGACCAUGAACCCAACCAGAAGGAAGAAAUUCCGAACACAUCCAAACAUCAGAAGGGACAAACUCCGGACCCGCGGCCUUUAAGAAAUGUAACACUCACUGCGAGGGUCUGCGGCUUCAUUCUUGAAGUCAGGGAGACCAAGAACCCACCAAUUCCGGACACACUAGGGAAGUUUAAUUACUUUUCAUUUCCUCAGAUAAGGAGUUUUCGGUCUCUGGUCGCCAGGUGAUUUUUGCUCUCUUCAUGAUUCAAAGGUCACCAGGUGGUUUUUGCUCUCCUCAUGAUACAAUAAGAUGCUGGCUUAUUUGGUCACAGAUGACGUAUCGAAUGUUUUGGGUCUGUUAAGCCUCACAACAACUCAGGUUUUAUCUUAAUUGUACAGAUAGUAAUAGCACAUGCUGACUAGGUGCCAGGCAUUUUUUAAGCACUUUGCUAACUUAGUCCUCACAGCAAUCCUAAGAGGUAGGUGCUACAUAUUACAAUACCUGCUGUACUGGGGAGGAAACAAAGCAUAAGAAACUUGAUUAAGUUCACAUGCAGUGGCACAAUCCUGGCUCACUGCCUCCUCCAACUCCUGGGCUCAAGUGAUCCUCCCGCCCAGUAGAGACGGGGUCUUGCUGUGUUGCUCAGGCUGGUCUCAAACUCCUAGGCUCAAGCGAUCCUCCUGCCUUGGCCUCCCAAAGUGCUGGGAUUACAGGCGUGAGCUACCGCGCCCAGCUCAGGGUCUACACUCUUAACCGUACUGCCUUUCAACAGCGUGUGAGGAACAGAGAGAGGAGAGAGAGACUCCCAUUACCAAUCAGGAGCUCCAGGUGUAUUUCAAACCCUGGGAUUAUCACCGUGUGCAGCAGAUGGCGCCCUGGCGCAUAGCAAUCGGCCGGACCUGCACACGGAGUCAAAACUACCAUACCCACAAUGCUAUGGGGUAUCAAGGUCCCACCCUACUGGUUAGCUGUCCGAGGUAGUGCCUGUGCGCCUUCCUGUGGGAAUGUGUGUACCUAGGCCAUUCGGGCCCUUCCUUUAUCUGCAUAAGACAAGUUAAAAAGUGUUUUAUCCUCCUCUCAUCCUCCUUGUCUUACUAGUUGGCGAGCAAUAGGGCUGAAACAAGGCUGCUGUUUGUUGGCCUCACCUGCCCUAGCCUAACGUGAGGACCCUUGACCUCUGGCCCAAGAUGGUGGCGCCCAGAGCUUCGCUCUUGCUGCUCUCCUGAGGUGAACUGAAGCCAGCAGCCCCGCAUCAUGUCGAAGCUCGGCCGGGCCACCCGGGGCCUCAGGAAGCCCGAGGUCGGCGGUGUGAUCCGGGCCAUCGUGCGGGCAGGCCUGGCCAUGCCCGGGCCCCCACUAGGCCCAGCGCUGGGUCAGAGAGGCGUUUCCAUCAACCAGUUUUGCAAGGAGUUCAAUGAGAAAACAAAGGACAUCAAGGAAGGCAUUCCUCUGCCUACCAAGAUUUUAGUGAAGCCUGACAGGACAUUUGAAAUCAAGAUUGGACAGCCCACUGUUUCCUACUUCCUGAAGGCAGCAGCUGGGAUUGAAAAGGGGGCCCGGCAAACAGGGAAAGAGGUGGCAGGCCUGGUGACCUUGAAGCAUGUGUAUGAGAUUGCCUGCAUCAAAGCUCAGGAUGAGGCAUUCACCCUGCAGGAUGUACCCCUGUCCUCUGUUGUCCGCUCCAUCAUCGGGUCUGCCCGUUCUCUGGGCAUUCGCGUGGUGAAGGACCUCAGUUCAGAAGAGCUUGCAGCUUUCCAGAAGGAACGAGCCAUCUUCCUGGCUGCUCAGAAAGAGGCAGAUUUGGCCGCCCAAGAAGAAGCUGCCAAGAAGUGACCCUUGCCCCACCGACUCCCAGAUUUCAAAGGAGGCAGUUGCAGAGGCUGUGCCCAUGGGAGGAAGCAGGUCACACCAAUAUGAUGAUGGUUUUCAUGACUUUGAAUGAUAUAUUUUUGUACAUCUAGCUGUAUCGAGGCAUCAGGCCUGAAUAAACAUCCUUUCUUA
Molecule: messenger RNA, 2188 nt
Organism: Pongo pygmaeus (Bornean orangutan)
Lineage: Eukaryota; Metazoa; Chordata; Mammalia; Primates; Hominidae
Gene: MRPL11
Product: mitochondrial ribosomal protein L11
Exons: 5
Coding region: 1442-2020 (192 amino acids)
Biological process (GO): translation
Cellular component (GO): ribosome; mitochondrial large ribosomal subunit
Molecular function (GO): large ribosomal subunit rRNA binding; structural constituent of ribosome
Source: RefSeq, a predicted model, not a curated record